Messenger RNA from Volvox carteri f. nagariensis, 3087 nucleotides. RefSeq lists its product as uncharacterized. Gene Ontology annotation, cellular component: site of double-strand break; nucleus. Lineage: Eukaryota; Viridiplantae; Chlorophyta; Chlorophyceae; Chlamydomonadales; Volvocaceae. The transcript is spliced from 21 exons. The record is from RefSeq and is a predicted model, not a curated record. Gene Ontology annotation, molecular function: protein binding. The coding region runs from base 1 to 1971 and encodes 656 amino acids. Gene Ontology annotation, biological process: regulation of DNA double-strand break processing.
AUGUCAAGUGACGACGAUGCGGAGGAGCUUGCAGCCAUGCGUGCACAGCGAGCUGCUCGCAUUGGUGGCGCAGCAACACUCUCGGAAUUACGGGAGCUGCAACGGCGGGCAGAGGCAGCGGAUGCUGGUAGCAUUGCUUUUUUCGAUACUAGCUUCAGGCCCCAGCACUCGCCGAUCUUUGAAAAUUUGAGCACUUGGUUCCUCCGUAGGUCAUCGGUUCGAGACAGGGGCAGCGCACCGAUGGUGGGUCCGCCGCGUCCUCCCCCUCGCAAGCUGGAAGCGGAGAAUAUGAGGAACGAAGAGGACGAAGAAGAAGAUGAGGAAGAUGAUGGGGCUGGCCAGGGCCGAUCAGCCGCUGUGGCGAGCUGUGGCUGGUCGGAGGAGUCUGAUCGCAUGGACGACCCCCUCCGAGCGCACCUGCCCAUGUCCUUUGGUCCCCAGGAGACGAAGGUAGUCAACCCCAUCACUGUACACAACGCACUUCGGAGAUCAGCGUCGCCACCGCCGCCGCCGCGGGUACCUGGUUCCGGAGCACGCCCCGGCCCCGGCCCCGGCCCCGGCGCGGGCACAAAAUCCACCGCACCGGGAGGGGCAGUUGUCGCGAGCACUUCCUACGGUCCCCCUAGACCGCCAGGCAGGCCGGCUGGCGGCGUCGGGGGUGCUGCUGCUGCUGCGUUUGGGCCGCCACGGCCGCCGUCGGAAAGGAGCUCUGGUGGCGGCGGCAAUGGCAAUGAGGCGGCGGCGGCGGUGGCGGUGGCGGCGGCGGAUGAGGAUGAAGAUAUGGUCGGGCCGCCUCGUCCACCGCCCGGUUCUGAAGACGCGGGCGAAAGCGAUGAGGAUGGCGGCGGUGGCAGUGGCGAGGGAGGUGACCCGCGGGUCGGUGUGGACGAGGAUGAUGAUGAUGAGGACCCGUACGGCCUGCCCAUCACGCACGAGGCGGUUCUCAAGGGUCACACCAAGGCCGUGUCGUGUCUGGAUAUAGAGUAUACUGGAACACGAAUGGGCUCGUCCAGCGUCAAGCCUCGCUGUCGCAGUAGCGUCACCGGGUCGUACGACUACACGGUUCGUUUGUACGACUUUCACGGUAUGAAAUCGGACAUGCGGAGCUUCAGGGAUCUGGAGCCCUCAGACGGCCACCCAGUGCUCUCCGUGUCGUGGUCCCCCUCGGGUGAUGCGUUUCUGGUGGUGACGGGUGCCGCGCAGGCCAAGAUGUACGACCGUGACGGCCGCGCCCUGGGGGAGUUCGUACGGGGCGACAUGUACAUCCGGGACGCUCGCAACACGAAGGGGCACAUUAGCGGCCUGACGGGGGGCUGGUGGCACCCCACCGACCGGUACACCGCCAUCACCUCCAGCGAGGAUGGCACGGUGCGGAUCUGGGACACGCACAACGUCAUGCAGAAGACUGUCAUUAAGCCCGCCUUGGCGCGACCCGUGCGUACGGCAAUAACGGCUGUGUCGUACAACACGACCGGAUCGCUCAUUGGUGCGGGGCUGGCGGACGGCACGGUGCAGGUUUGGAGUGUGGGAGGGAAGUUUGGCGUCUCGGCGGCUGUGGCGCAGGUGAUGCCUCCGAAACCACAGAUGGUUGAGAAGCAGGGCUGGACGUACGUUAGCAAACCGAACCAGCUGAUCCGAGACGCUCAUGAACCCACGUACAGACAUACAUACUUACAUAUCCACAAGCGCAAGCACGAGCACAAGCACACACGCCAGGCGCCUGUUGCCGUAUUUGCCGCCGUAUUUGCCUUGCUCCGCGGGGUCCUACUUUUGGAGGGUCUUGUGUAUUUCCCCCCCGGGGGGCCGGGGGGGGGGGAGGGGGGGAGGUGGUACUUCCUGUGGCUUCUGCGGGUUGUGUUGUGUUGUGUUGGGGGUACCGAGGUGACGUCAUUGUGCUUCAGUUCCGACAAUCACUCGCUGAUCAGCCGGGGUACGGAUGGAACGCUGAAGAUCUGGGACCUUAGAAGGUAGGUUGGGAUGCCGGGUAACGUCACGGCGCUGACGUGGCACCACCGCCUCAACCAGAUCUUUGUAGGGCUGGGCAACCGCAAGUCCGGCGAGACGCACGCUCUGUACGACCUGACCCGCAGUGAACGCGGGGUUGUGUCGGCGGCUUCACGCCGCCCUCGGGCCCCCAACGCCCUGGACUUCACACCGCCUGUCAUCAUCAAGACGCCUCAUGCACUGCCAAUGUUCAGAGAGGACGUGGCUAAGAAGCGCAAGGCGGAGAAGGAGGCGAUGAAGGCCCGCCGGCCGGACCCCGGCAUGGUGGCCGGCAGGGGCAAGCAGGGCCGCCUGGGCGCCACGGGGGGCACCCUCCUCACCCAGCAUCUCCUCAAGCAGCGCGGCGGGCUCCUGGCUCCGGAGCACGAGAUGGACCCCAGAGAUGCGAUUUUGAGGCACGCGGACAAGGCCAAGGAGGAAUUCUCCGCCUGGACAGCGGCAUAUCGAGCCACACAACCGAAGCCCGUGUACGCUCAAGAACAGGACGAAGAGGACGAGGAGGACGUUGCCGAGUGAAAAUAAAUUUACUACGACGUUGAUGACUUUUUGUGCUUGUGGUAGUGAAUGUAUGGCUGCGAAGUGUGGAGUCCAAGCUGUGGAGUCCAGGCUGCCGUCCGCGGCCCGUAGGAUGGUGGAAUGACAUGUCUGCCACUUCUCUAGCCGGUGCUGUAGCUAGUGCUUGGAUGGGAUCGAUCUUGAGACCUUCCGUUUCCUUUCCAUGUUUUUUGUUUGUUUUUAUUUCACAUGGAUGGAUGGAGGGCAGCGGUUGUUUUCUGCGCAGGCUUGUGUUUGGUAGCGGCGGGGCUUGCGGAGGUGUUAAUGCAAUGUGGGUGGAGUGGAGUGUUGGUUGCCGGUUCUGCGCAUUGGUGCAGCGAAUUUCUUGGGAAACUGACUGCGAUGUGCGAUGUGCGUGCGUGUGUGAAAGGUGAAUGGAGCAAUUGGUGAAUGCUGGUUGCAUGUACAUACAUGUGUGUGUGGUUGUUACAGUGGGCUCCAUACAUGACGAAGGAACCCUUCAUUUCACCGACGGAGUAACUUUUUUUCAUUGAUUUAACUUGUUUAGGUGUGUUAAUGACAAAUUUG